This is a messenger RNA of Aethina tumida (small hive beetle), 2792 nucleotides long. RefSeq lists its product as uncharacterized. Gene Ontology annotation, cellular component: nuclear membrane. The record is from RefSeq and is a predicted model, not a curated record. The transcript is spliced from 4 exons. Gene Ontology annotation, molecular function: lamin binding; actin filament binding. Gene Ontology annotation, biological process: nuclear migration along microtubule. The coding region runs from base 119 to 2011 and encodes 630 amino acids. Lineage: Eukaryota; Metazoa; Arthropoda; Insecta; Coleoptera; Nitidulidae.
GGCCAGAUUGAGGUUAGGCGAAAGUGCGGUGGGAAAUGUGUGAGACCGCCAAAACACUAUUUUAUAUAUUUUAGUUCAAUUUAGUUCAUCAAACAUCUCAAUUCCUAACAUUAAAAAAAUGAACGAAAUAAUAGAACAGGUUUCAUUAACUUUGGGCGGUCUCGCCUGUGCGGUUUUAGUUAGUUUGUUAGUGGUAAAUGCAUAUUUAAUUAUGAGAAAUGGGCUGUAUGUAAAAGUGAACUGUUGGUUUUGCAACCAGUGGACUAAAGUUCCUUACACAAACCGCAACAGCUUUUAUUGUCCCUCAUGUACUCAAUACAAUGGCUUUGACAGUGAUGGAGACUAUAAUAAAGAAAUUCCUGAAAUGCAUCAAGUUGAGCAUGUUAACCAGAGUUAUAUUAAUUCCAUAAGCUCGAAUGGAUUGUGCAAUUAUUGCAAUAACAAUCAGCAACUAAAAAUUAUUCAGCUAAGAAAAUUUGUUCCCAUUAAUGAGAGCAACUAUGACCAGGAAGUUGAACAUUUUCAGAAACAAUUGGACAAUGCAUAUAAACUAUGCAAAAAGUGUGACAAAGUUCUAAAGAGCACAAUCAAAAAACAAAACAUGUGGUUGUUUGGAAAUAGAUUAAAGCACUUAAGAAACAAAGGAUUGUCUUAUCUGGAUUUAAACUCAUCAACAGGCAAUUUGACAAAACAAGAUAAACAGAACUUCUUCUUGAAGUUUGCCAGAUUCACACUAAAUGUGUUCUCACUAUUGAUAUUUACAAAUUCUGUGUUUGUUAAAGCUGAAUUUGUACCUAAGGACUACAAAAACAUGAUCCCACAAGUACUUUUACCGUACACAGUAAUUUUGACUGAUUUUUAUAAACUUACUAUACAAACUGCCAAACAAGCAAUAAACAAUGAUGAUCUGUUUACAAUGCCACAAGAUGUUGUCAUAUUUAGAGUCAAUAAUUUGAAGCCUAUUGCCAGUAUCGGGUUUAUACUUGACCUGCUGAUAUUCAAUUGGGAGAAUUAUAGCAAAAUUCAUAAAAUUAAUAAUUUAAUUAGUUGGGUUGUCUUAGUGUUAUCUGCAUGGAUUAACACCAAGGAGUACUAUGUUUAUAUAAAUAUCCUACAGACUUGCUGUUCCUUAUAUCAAGUCAUUUCGUCGCUUGCUGCAAACGAAAUUAGAAAACCGAUAUUCCAAAGACUGAGAAGAAAGUCUGAGACUGAGUCAGACAUUUCUGAUAGUGAAUAUGAAGACAUAGACGACGAAAAACUCAACGAUUCGACCAAAACUUCGUCGUCAAUCUCAUCAGAUGUUAAAUCGAACUGUACUUACUGUUCAAAGUCUUCUCCUAAAACCGUAUACCACGAUAGUUUAUAUCAGACCACGCCGCCUCUUAAUACUAGUAAAAUUUACGAAAUGUCCCCGCAAAGUGUCAAAAAAGUAGAGCCGGAUCUACAUAAAUCUCUGGAGAAUCUGAGCCUGGGCAAAAUCGAUUUGAAAGCCGUAAGACCUUCGUCGCCGUUAUCGGCGGAAUCAGUACGGUCCGACAGACCUCUAUUGUCACCAUCCAAACUGCAAAACUCGUGGGUGGCCGGCGGCUUUUGGUAUAACAGCGACAACCCGUUCAGCCACUUCAGCCGUUCAUCCAGCCAAAGUUCCGGCUACAUGUCGCAAACCAACGACAUAAACACGUUCAGAACUUAUCCGGAAAUCGACAAAAUGUCCGUGUACUCAUCGCACACCCACGACAACCCGUUGAAAACCGCGUCCGAUCAGUUUUCCGUGUUUUCGGAACCCGCGUACCACUUCAAACCGAUAAGUGCCCCCACUUUCGGUUCGGUGCAUUCCAGAUCGCCAGUUUUGGAACACGCCAACCGUGGCACGUUCUACCCCGUUCUGAACUCCGAGAACAUGUUGGAAUUGGGCAGUCGCAGUUACGGUAGCCCUCAGGCGGGCGUGAGCAAAUUGUUUAAAAAUUUAUCCCCGAAAAACAACUGCAGCUCAUUCGCAAGACCAAGUUGAACUGAUAAAACUCAGGGAAUUAAUCAUUAAUCAAGAUUAAACUAUCUAUAGUCAAAUUAACGAUACCGAGUACAACUGAUGAUUCGAAUUUUUUGCGCUUUUGCGUCCGUUUUUGGGUCAGUUAUAAUCGGUACUUUUGUUGUUAACUUAGUUUUAAGGAGAAUGUAAUUUUGUAUUGGGUUUGUGAACUCUCUGGAAGAGUGUUUUGAUUAUUACUCGAAUGGUGUAUCUAUGCAAGGCUUGUUUAUAAUAUGAAAACAUUGUUUUGUGAUAUUUUAAUCUCUAGUAAUUUUUAUUUUUUAUGUAGUUUUAUUAAUAUUGUUGUGAUAAAUCAUAUUAUAAAAAAGUUGCGCUCGAAAAUCUUUAUUUUUUUAGUUGUAAUUAUUUUUUAUUGAAUUAAUAUAGCUUGUUCUUGUGAUUGUAUAACAAUUAUUAAGUAAGGCCACACUAAAAUUGUAUUAUAAAACAAGGAAUGUAAUUACUUUUAUUAGUAUUGUUGUGAUAAGUCAUAUUAUAAAAAAUUUGCGCUCGAGUAUCUAUACUUUUAGUAGUAAUUAUUUUUUAUUGAAUUAAUGAAGCUUGUUUCUGUGAUUGUAAACAAUUAUAAAGUAAGGCUGCACUAAAAAUGUAUUGUAAAACAAGGAAUGUAAUUGUUAGUAUAUAGUGCAACGUCAGAGAAAACAAAAUCACUGCCACAAGAAACUGUUUACCUCAUAAGCACUUAUUAUAGAAUUAAGAUUCUUAAUGUAUCUGAUAACAACAAUAAAAACAAUUAAUUGUA